AUGUCUCGAAAGCAAGACGGCAGCAUGCCCCGCUACGACAGAAUGCCCAAUCGCAACCCCAACCCAUUCGGAAAAUUCGAGCUUAAAGCUCGAAUUUACAGCUCUUUCAACUGCAAUACCGGCCACACCUCCUACUACCUACAGCCGAUCCUCUCUGAUCCUAUUGGCACCGAGACCGAGGUUAUGAUCCUCAAAGAUAUCGAAGAGCACCUGAUUGGGGGGCGGCUGAAAGUGCCCGGAUCCUCCACGAUCAUUCCAGACCGCACCAUAGUUACGUUUUCUGGAGCCGACAUCGUGGCGAUUGGAAAGGCCCUAGAUGUGGACUUCGCUCCGGACACAAGAAAAGGCUUUGUGCGCUCAAAAUCUCCUGACAAGUAUUCAACCAGGGAUAGCGCCCGUGGUGGAAUUGACAGCCCCUCUGUCACACCAAGAGAGGUCCCGUCGAGCAGCUCUGUCAUGGCGGACUGGAGACGGUUUGUUGGGACAGUUCGAGCCGUGGCCUGA
Molecule: messenger RNA, 504 nt
Organism: Podospora pseudocomata
Lineage: Eukaryota; Fungi; Ascomycota; Sordariomycetes; Sordariales; Podosporaceae
Exons: 1
Coding region: 1-504 (167 amino acids)
Source: RefSeq, a predicted model, not a curated record